GUGCUCUGUGUGAGGAGAUUGAAGUCUUCUGUCAAUGGUGUGGAUGAUGGCGACCCAAGCGCCCCGCGAACUGAGAAAACCACAGCCCAGGACUGCAUCCUGCUCUCCCCUCGUGACGAGCUCUACCACGACCCUCAGAGCAGCCAGGUCUCCCCCCACCCCACCAGUUCUCCCAGCCCCCACACACCUGCAGACUUGACCUGCUCCACACCCACGUACCAACGUCCCUCCACUGUCCCAGAAACCACAGCGGCCAUGUUUAAUUCUGGGGUAACUUCUAAGAUGACUGCACCUGAACCCCCCACCAUCACGGCUUUGACCACUCUCUCCUCCUCAGCCUCUGUAGUUCCACAGGAUCUGCAGUAAAAUGGACUCUGGAUCUUAUGUGUUUGAAGAAAUGAGAAGAAGAAUCCUGGGCAACAGAAGAAGCAGAAAAAUCAAAUUGACUGACAACAAAAGCUAAAACUGAGGUGAAAAAAAGAGUAACAGUGACCCCUAAUUUGCAUUACUUACAUUCUGUCUCCGCUCCGCUCCACUGCGCAGGUCGCAGCUGUGCAUUUCAAGUCCAGUUUACACUACCUCUGCUCCGCUCC
Austrofundulus limnaeus is the source of this 593-nucleotide messenger RNA. RefSeq names its product somatostatin receptor type 5. The record is from RefSeq and is a predicted model, not a curated record. Gene Ontology annotation, biological process: neuropeptide signaling pathway; regulation of insulin secretion; cellular response to glucocorticoid stimulus. Gene Ontology annotation, cellular component: neuron projection; plasma membrane. Gene Ontology annotation, molecular function: somatostatin receptor activity; neuropeptide binding. Lineage: Eukaryota; Metazoa; Chordata; Actinopteri; Cyprinodontiformes; Rivulidae.